GCUCUGAUGAAAAGACAGAUCAAGUCUAUACCAUUGGGCAACGCGUUAGCAUCACUGCCAAUUCAAUUGAAACGAUGGCUCGCUUUCUUAGCUCAUUGCUGAUGGGUGUGUUGGUUUUGGCUUGCUGGUCGGCGUGCGUAAUGGCGGAAUUGACUGUCGAGCAACAAUUGCAGCGACUCAAAGAAAACUACAUUGAAAUGCAGCAACUGCUGGCUGACAAAGACCGGAGACUAGAGGCUUUGGAACGCGAAAAUGUGAAGAGCAGGAAAACUUUAGAGGUUCAAAUGACUCGACUGGAAUCGAAAACUCGCCGCAUGGAAAUUGAAGCCAUCGAGCAGAAGUCGCAACUGACUGCGAUGCAACAGCAAAAUGUCCCACAUUCUGGAACGCGAGCUGAAAUGGCCACGCGACAAGCAGCCACGCCCACCAUUCCCCGAUCUUGUGCCGACGUCCAAUGCAACGGACACACCGUCAGCGGCAUGUACUCGAUCAUGGGAAAUACAUCGGUCGAGAUGGUUUUCUGCGACUUCACCAAAACAACUGCCGAUCCAAAUUUCCAGAGACGCAUCGGUUACGCCGAUGUCAAAACGGUCCCGACUUACUUCUACGUCCAGAAGAACACGUCGCACACGACGGCGUACACCCCGAUCCCGUUCGAAGUGGAGCGAGUCAACAUCGGAGGAGCCAUGAAUUUACAAACGGGUAAAUUCACGGCGCCGAGAGCUGGAACGUACUUCUUCGCAUUCACGGGAGACGCUCGUUUCGUCGGCCCACGGACGUCCAUCGUGGCCGUCUUGGUCGAGAUGCUGUGGAACGGCCGUCGGGUGGGAACCGCUCGGACCACAGAGAGCAACACGGCCGGCAGCGUGCACAGUCAAAUGUCGAUGCAAUCCACCCUCCAUUUGAAGGCUGGAGAUCAAAUUUGGCUGCAGAUUGGCUUCAUGACCUCAGGUGGAGUAGCGUACGUCUUCGAUAACCCCAAUGCCGAUCAGCGAUUCAAUCAUUUCACCGGUUGGCUCGUCGAAGAGAACCUUGCUGGACUAUUCUAGCGACAACGUUGUUUUUUACAACCACGACGGCGUAGAAAUGAAUGACUUGAUCGAAAUACAAAGAGAAAGGCA
This is a messenger RNA of Daphnia magna, 1121 nucleotides long. RefSeq lists its product as uncharacterized. Bases 75 to 1049 code for a protein of 324 amino acids. Gene Ontology annotation, molecular function: protein binding. The transcript is spliced from 4 exons. The record is from RefSeq and is a predicted model, not a curated record. NCBI's taxonomy places the organism in Eukaryota, Metazoa, Arthropoda, Branchiopoda, Diplostraca, Daphniidae.